GGCGUGCAGCACAACCAAACGAGCUCGCGGCAACACCCUACCAAAGCUCCUGAGCGGUCCAUAGUCACCAAGUUCGCCGUCCCCGAAUGGCCAGCACGUCGAGUCCUGCCCCUUCCGCGUCGCGGGGCCGGCGCACCUGGGCUAUCAGGUACUUCCCCAACGGCGACCGCCCGGAGACCGCCGACCACGUCUCCCUCUACCUCGUCCUCAAGGAUCCCGUCGCGGAUCACUUUAUGGUGAAGGUGGGGUUCAGCUUCAUCGACGAGGUGGAGAAGCAAACGCCGUCCUACGUCCGCACCAUCGCGGCGAGCAAGUUCCUCGCGGACGGUUCCUGGGGCCGUAAGGAAUUCGUCAGGAGAGAGGACCUCGAGCGGUCGGGGCGGCUCAGGGACGACUGCUUCACGGUCAGGUGUGACAUGGUCGUCGCCGUCGAGAUCCGCACGGAGGCCACCAGUUCUUUCGUCAUGGUGCCACCGACCGACUGGCCGCAGCACUUCGGCGACCUCCUUCUGGUAGGGCAGGGCGCCGACGUGUGGUUCCUAGUGGGGGGCGAGGCGUUCACCGCGCACCGGUGCGUGCUCGCCGCGCGGUCGCCGGUCUUCAGUGCACAGCUCUUCGGCCGGCGCGAUGAGAGAAGGCACGGCCACAGGAGAAAUUUCAAGAGGCACACGAAUUGGGUGGCAAAUACUGAAAUUUCUCCGGCCACAGAGGAUUGCAUACGGAUUGAUGAUAUGAUGCCUCAGGUGUUGAAGAGCUCGCUGCAUUUCAUUUACAUGGACUCGCUGCCAGAGACAGAAGGGCAAGACGACGAAGGUGUCACGAUGGCGCAGCAUUUGCUCGAAGCUGCAGACAGGUAUGACAUGCAGAGACUCAAGCUGUUAUGUGAGGACAGGCUGUGCCAUCACAUCGACGUAAGCACGGUGGCGUCCACGCUGGCAUUGGCCGAGCAGCACCGCUGCAAGGGCUUAAGGAGAGAGCACUAUCAAAAGGCCCCUAAGUCUCCAAAAACGCUUUAUGUGGUCAUGGCAACCGAUGGAUUCCAGCAUCUGGUGAAAAGCUGCCCUUCCGCUUUGUUUGAUUUGAUGUCCAAGCUUGCUGCCCGUUGA
Phragmites australis (common reed) is the source of this 1106-nucleotide messenger RNA. Its product is annotated as BTB/POZ and MATH domain-containing protein 1-like. The record is from RefSeq and is a predicted model, not a curated record. The transcript has 3 exons. Gene Ontology annotation, molecular function: protein binding. NCBI's taxonomy places the organism in Eukaryota, Viridiplantae, Streptophyta, Magnoliopsida, Poales, Poaceae. Bases 87 to 1106 code for a protein of 339 amino acids. Gene Ontology annotation, biological process: protein ubiquitination.